AUGGGUAGACGGGAAGGUUUUAGGAGAGAGAAGCACUCGCCAGGACAGACCGCUGAAGUGGUAAAGAGCGUCAUCUAUUUGCAGGGAGAGGCCUUCCAUUAUUCAACAGUUAGGAACAAGGACUGUCAAAAAGUUUGGUCAUCACCUUCAGAUCCUGUACAUCUUAAAGUGGAUGCUUCUCAAAAAUUAGAAAGCAUGUCAGAAGCGGAUGCCAUGAAUUUCAGCGGUCUUUCUCAAGACUUAACUCACUCAAAUUCUCCCUUCUAUAUGGAAACCAGCAGUACCACUUCAGACUUGCCUCAGAAUGAAAUAAAGAAUGUAAAAAGGGAAAAUGAGUCCAAACUUACACUUUCUGAAGAAAUUUAUAGCACACUAGAUGAUUUGUUAGGUGAUGUCAACAUUGGAAAGAACACACAGAAUGUACUAACUCAGCCGGUUGACACCAGCAUUUCUUCCUUCAGACAGUUUGAACCCAUUUGCAAAUUUCAUCAGACAGAAGCAUUUAAUAAUGAAAUGAUAACAUUUCAGAAUCUGAUGGAAGGCUUACCUUACACAGAGAAGCCAGAAUUGCAAAGUCAUGUAUAUAAUUAUGCAAAAGGCACCAAUAUAAAGGAAGAUUCAUUUAAGGAAGAAAAUCCAAUGGGAACUAGCACUUCCACAAAUAAAGACCGACUUGCUCAUGAGUGUGUCAGACAACCUCCUAGAAGCCCACCUCUAAUCCCCUGCAAUGGAGAGACACUGGAAUUCACAGAAAUGUCACUGGCUAAAAGUACUGCCACGGAAUCUGCCCUCAACCCUAGUCAACCUCAAAGUUUCUCAUGUCAGGAAAAUGUAGACAGUGAUGUUGAAAAACCGUUUUAUAAAGAGAAUAACUUUAACCUGCUUGAUCUGAGAGCUAAUUAUAAAACAGAGGAGAUUGCAUUUUCUUCAAAAGGAAUACAGAAUUCUGGGGAUAUUCCUGAGAUGUCAGUCAGUCAUGGAAAGGCAGUCGCAGUGGAGGGGACGGAGGGUCCUGUUGUCUCCACUGGGUCUCCUGCAGGCGCUUCUUGGAGUGAUGGAGCAUCCCAGGAGGACUGCAGGACGCCUGACACAGAGCAGAGCUGGGAAAGCUUGCAACCUCUGGAAGAGGAUAUGGCUUUAAAUGAAGUCUUACGGAAAUUAAAACAUACUAACAAAAAGCAGCAAACUCUGAUCCAAGAACUCCAGUGUAAUAAAAUGUAUUUAGAGAAGAAGGUUGAAGAACUACAGGUGAAGACUACCAAACAGCAAGUGUUCGUUGACAUCAUAAAUAAGCUAAAGGAGAAAGUCGAAGAAUUAAUUGAAGACAAAUACAGAGUCAUGCUAGAGAAGAAUGAUACUGACAAGACACUGCAGAAUUUGCAUGAGAUUUUAGCUAACACCCAAAAACAUCUUCAGGAAUCUAGGAAUGAAAAGGAAACCUUACAGCUGGAGCUUAAGAAGAUCAAGGGCAAUUAUGUUCGUCUCCAGGAAAGGUACAUGACUGAAAUGCAACAAAAAAAUAAAACUCUGAGUGAGUGCAUAGAGAUGGACAAAACCUUAAGUAAGAAGGAAGAAGAGGUAGAGAGGCUGCAGCUACUCAAAGGAGAAUUGGAAAAGGCCACUACGUGUGCUUUGGACUUGUUGAAAAGGGAAAAAGAGACCCAAGAACAAGAGUUCCUGUCUUUACACGAAGAAUUUCAGAAACAUGAAAAGAAAAACCUGGAAGAAAGACAGAAACUGAAAUCCAGACUUGAGAAAUUGGUGGCUCAAGUUAAAAAUUUGCAAUUCAUAUCUGAAAAUGAAAAGGCUAAGAAUACAAAACUUCAGCAGCAGAUCAAUGAAGUCAAAAAUGAAAAUGCAAAACUCCAGCAGCAGGUUGCAAGGAGUGAGGAGCAAAAUUACCCUAAAUUUGAGGUAGCUCAGUUAAAGGAGCACUUAGAGGAAGUGAUGGAGCCAGAUAUCACACAGGAUGCAAAGAUGAUACAUUCUAAUUUGUUCCUGAAUUGCUCAUCUUGUGAAGUUGAGAGCCUGAAUCCCCCAGACGUGAAAAGAACUUCUCAGCUGGCCUCCAAAAUUCACAAUCUUCUGGCUCUGAUGGUAGGACUUCUCACAUGCCAGGACAUUACCAAUCCUGAUGCUGAACAUUUCAAAGAGAGUGAGCAAGUGAGUGAUAUAAUACUACAAAAAUUGAAGAGCUUCUAUCUUAAAAAGAAAAAUUUAGAGAAAGAGCUACUGAAACAUAAAGACAAAAUCACAACUUUUAGAGAGUUAAUUGCUAAUGAAAAAGCAUUUCAAGAUCAGCUUCAUCAGGUUACAGACUUUGAUUCAAAUGAAGCCAAGAAGGUCAGAGAUGUACCUAUCUUACUGGGAUCCAAACUGGAUAAGUACCACAAUCUAAAUGAAGAGCUCGAUUUCUUGGUUACAUCAUAUGAAGAAAUUAUCAAAUGUGCUGACCAAAGGCUCGAAAUAUCCCACUCCCAGAUUACACAGUAA
This is a messenger RNA of Ceratotherium simum simum (southern white rhinoceros), 2493 nucleotides long. The record is from RefSeq and is a predicted model, not a curated record. NCBI's taxonomy places the organism in Eukaryota, Metazoa, Chordata, Mammalia, Perissodactyla, Rhinocerotidae.